Molecule: messenger RNA, 4295 nt
Organism: Lottia gigantea (owl limpet)
Lineage: Eukaryota; Metazoa; Mollusca; Gastropoda; Lottiidae
Exons: 10
Coding region: 60-1721 (553 amino acids)
Cellular component (GO): cytoplasm
Molecular function (GO): RNA binding
Source: RefSeq, a predicted model, not a curated record
AAAUUUGUGACAAAUCGAACCACGUGAAGUCGUCUUUAUGCUGUUGUUGCCGUUGAAAAAUGCCUGCCGCCACAGAAAAACCAGCGAAAAAACCUCAAAAUGAGCCGGAAGAUCCCCUUAGACAGGUUCUCACGGUUGUUGACAGGAAAGUCAGCAACCUCGAGAAGAAAAAGGCCAAACUUGAAGGACUAAAGCAGAAGUUGGCUCAUGGAGAUCGUUUGGAAGCACCACAAAGGGAGGCUGUGGCUCGAUAUGACCAAGUUGUUCAUAAUCUUGAAUUUGCUCAGGAACUUCAAAAACAAUUUGAAGCUAUUUCAAAUGAGGCUGAGAGACUACAGAAGAAAAAGUUGAAGAAAGAGAGAAUGGAGAAGAGGGUGAUGGAGAUGAGAAGAGUACAGGAGUUGAUAGAAUUACAGAGUUUAUUGGAUAGUUUAGGUUCAGAUACUGUACGUAGUGAUUUACAGACUGGUAACCAUGGAGCUGUGGUAUUCACAGAAGAGAACCUAACCCAACUGGAUGAAUUUUACCAGUUAAUUUGUCCAACCAGGGAGAGUAAAGAUAACUAUAGAGAUCAAACUAUGGCAGCUUCAGUCCAUCUAGUAAACUUACUAGACAGUUCUCACAAAGAAAUAGUGGGAUCAACUUAUAAACAGAUUAAAGAACUUCUUACAUUGCUCAAUAAUUGUGGAUAUUUCGAAAAAUCAGUGGAGAAAAAUGACUCAGAAAAAGAAAAAGAAGAGGUACCUAAAGAAGAUGAUGUUGAGAGUUCGACGACGUCAGUUGAAAAAGACCAGGAAAUUGAGACCCCUGUUACUACAGAAAACAUAGAAUAUACAGACCCUGUGGAACCAACCUUCUCUGAUCCUGUCAUAGAGUCGCAACCUACGGUCCCGCCCACUUUACCAGUGGCCAAUCAGGAGAUGGAUAAUCAGUAUUUUAACGCACCCAUUGAAGAACCUAAAAACAGACCUGUACAAGACAUUGUUACACAGGGAAACUUUAACUUCCUGCAAGAUUCUAUGCUCGAAUUUGACUCUCAUUCUGAUCCAGCCAUUGUAGCAGUGUUACCAAAUCAACCAAUGACACGACCUCUAUCAAACCAACCAGACAACCAACAACCGACCUAUAAUAAUCAACCUUACAAUGAGCAGUCCCAUUUUGAUGAUGGUUACAACAUGACUUCAGAUCAAAACUGGGCCAAUUCAACAGCAUUUCCAACAGAGGACGCAAUGUAUCAAGAUGGCAUGAUAGGAAAUCAACAGUCUACAUAUCCUGAAACCUUAGAACAAGGAAAUGAUCUUGACGAUAAGAAAUUCACGAUGAAUGCCAAGGCACCUGUUUUUACCUCCAUGUAUAAUCAAGGGGGAGAUAACUCUGAUAGUCAAAACAAUAGUCACUCUUAUCAAGGUAAUAAUCAGAAUGAUGGCAGUUACCGUGGUAACAGUCGUGGUAUAUAUCGUGAUAAUUAUCGUGGAAGAAACCGAGGGGAUUCAAAUCAAAAUGGAUAUGGCCGAGGACGUGGAAGAGGUGGAUAUCAAGGUUAUCAAGGGCGCAAUAAUGAAUAUAACAGAAAUGAUGGUUACCAAGGUUACCAAGGAAGGGAUUACAAGUCAGGAGGUUAUCAAGGUCGUGGUGGUCCUCGUGGGGGACGUGGUGGACCUCCAAGGGGAGGUAAUGCUCGAGGAGGAAAUAGAGGCGGAUUCGGAAGACCUCAAAAUUAACAAAAUCUUAUAUACUGGUCUCCUCAGCUUCUAAUUUAAGAAAUAUCAGAGUUGAUGGACCAAAAUAAUAAAAAAAUAUCUGAAAAUUCACUGGUCUUGGAAUGAAUGUUGACAUUAUUUUCAUUCAAUGGACAUAACUCUAUAUAUAGUUGUUUACUAAUCUCAAUUCCGUCACAAGGCAUCCAUCUUGAAUCAUUGUAUCACCAUGGCAACAAGACCAGUGAAUUUUUACAUUGAUAAUUCAUGUAUCAACUUUUAUUUUUGGGAAUCUAACUUUUUGAUUUUGUUCUGUUGACCAAUUUCCUAAUUAUUCAUAUUAUAUGGAAAAGAUUUCAUUUGCUGCAAAAUUUUCCUGUUUUAUUAUGUUUCGCAAACUCAGUAAUUACACCUAAGGUCACAUUAUCUCUUUGGACUAGAAAUAUUCUUUAACCAGCCUUAUGGGGUUUUUUUUGAGUGUUGGUAGAGGGUAACUUGAGCAUCUUUGGAUCAAAUUCUUACCUAUUGGCUUGCAAUUCCACAUUUAAGCCACUGCAUGUGGAUAAGAAUGUAAAAUGUAAUGUCCUUUAUAAGGGUAAUAACUAUCCUGUUGGACAGAUAAAUGCAUUUACACAGAGAUGCCCUUAAAGUUCCGUUAAAUUUGAUUGGGAAAUUGUUAAUUGCUCAACAGAACAAAUGAAAGAUGAAGAUUCCCAAACAUAUAAAAAGUUAUGUGGGUGUGUAAGGCAAGUUCAACGAGCAACAACCAUAUUUUUUCUUUUCCUCAUUUAAUCGUAUAUCCUGAUUGUAAUAGACUAAAUUAUUCAAUAACUUUAUCAGAACAAAUAUCUCAUUCUUUAAGGCUGAAUUAAAUGGGUGAGUUAAGAGGUCUGCAUUCUCUGUUGAUUCAUGUUAAAGAAUUCCUCUACAUAAUGUCAAGCUAUUACUAACUUCAUCUUAUGAGGCAAUAGUCUGUGCAAUAGUUACCUUUCUUGUGUCAUAGAAAAUUAAUAAAAGAAAAGAGACUAGGUAUUAGUUCAUAAUAGCUUGAUCGUGUAGAUGUUGAUCACACAUCUAAAGCUUAUUUCACAUUUGUUUCAAAAGCAAAAUAUAGUACUGAUAUUGAACGAAAAUUAUGUCCAUUAUUCUUUCGGAAGCCAAGACAUUUUUAACUUUCAAUCGAAGAUGUCCUUUCCAACAUUUUGAAAUAGGCCUUGAAAUAGAUGGUAACUUAUGAGAUCAAGGGAUUAGCAAAUUACAGACUACCCCAUUAUAUUCAGCCUUGUUUCAUGCAUCCAUCCAUUUGAAAAUAUAGUUUCCACGUUUAUAUUGCUCUAUAUCUGACACAGCCUUGAAAUAUAACUGAUUUCUUGGUACUUCAAGAUCAGAUGAACAAAUGUAAAAAAAAAAACACUUUAAGGAUGUAGGUUUAGGCAUUAACCAAAAUUUCGAUAGUUAGAUCAUUUUCAUUUCACCCUCUUAAAAACAAGGUUGUGAAAACCAUGUCACUGAAUAUUUCUAGAAAUUACAAUUGUAUUAGCUAAUUAUUCGUUUUCGUAUUGUUUUACAAAUAUUUCUUGAAUUUGCAAAGCCCAUUCAUCCAAUUCUUUGCAAAUCAUUCUUUCAUAAUUUUGUGAUCAUCAUUUUCAUCAAAAAUUUGAAUUUAUUACAAAUAUUUGCAGCAUGCUUCGUUAUGAAUUAUUUGAUAUAAAGCUUUCAUUAAUUAAAAUUUACUAUUAUGGAGGAAUGGUUUAAAUUUAUGCAAUAAUAUAUCAAAAUUGAAUUGUAGCUAUUGAUUGGUUUUCUAUUUAUAGCAUCCAAUCAUUUGUUUAGGAUUUUUAUAGAAUUCACCAAGAGGUCCAGAUUAAAGGGAUUUUUAAGACUUUUGCAAGGGUAUAAAUCGAUUCUCACAGUGUCCCUGACACACAUGAAAACUUUAGAAAACCUCUUUACAAUUCCUUUAAGAGCAAAGGUAAUUUGAUGUUGGGGAAUUUGGCAAUAGAAUUCUGGAAUUUUGGGAGAAUUUAAUUGUGAUGAUAAUUUUGAAAAAAGAAAUUGUAUAAAGUAUUAAGUGUGUAUGUCCAUAAAUAGUGCUAUAUUGAAGAUGUAUUUCGAGAAUUUCAAAUUGACUUAGAAUUGCAAUUUAUACCAAAAAUUUAGUCCCAUGCUGAGUUUAAUCUUUUUAACUUAUGCUGGAAGAGUUGCAAUUCAAAGAAAUUUGAACUUAAUUGAAUACACCUUAAGUUUGUUUUUCUAAUAAUCUUUUCGGAAGCAAAAAAUUCUUUUUCACUUUGUUUAUAUUCAAGGUCAAUUGUCUGCCAUUUUGGUCUAUCCAUCUGAAAUGUUUAAAUAUAUAAUUUUACCAUCUAACAACCUUACAUGAUAUGUAAACCAGAGACAUAAUCUAGAGAGUCUCUCAGGACCUGUGUUCAAAUCAUUUGUAACAUGUAGUAAUCAAUGGGUAGACCAAAUGGUUUAUCAUAAUUUGACUAUAAUUUGUGUAAACACUAUUCAAGGCACUAUUCAGAAGUAUUGAUAAGUGACCUAUAUUCUUUCUGCUUCAAAUGAAUAAAACAAAAUAGUCUACAUCAUAGUUUA